Drosophila busckii is the source of this 560-nucleotide messenger RNA. It is a transcript of the gene Obp99b, whose product is annotated as general odorant-binding protein 99b. Gene Ontology annotation, molecular function: odorant binding. NCBI's taxonomy places the organism in Eukaryota, Metazoa, Arthropoda, Insecta, Diptera, Drosophilidae. The transcript has a single exon. Gene Ontology annotation, biological process: sensory perception of smell. The coding region runs from base 42 to 494 and encodes 150 amino acids. The record is from RefSeq and is a predicted model, not a curated record.
CAGCAAAAAGUGCAGUUGCAAUCCAAGCGUUAGUCACCAACAUGAAACUAUUCCUAAUCUUGCUGAGUCUUACUGUGGCCUUUGCCGCCGAUCAUCAUCACCACCAUCAUGGGACCGACUAUGUAGUGAAGACACACGAAGAUCUGCUGAAAUAUCGCGAGCAUUGCUCCAAGGAGGUGCAUGCCACACCCGAGGAUGUGGCAAAAUAUGUCAAGUGGGAGUUUGCUGAUGAGGAGAAGACCCGCUGCUACCUCAAGUGUGUGUUUGAACAGUUUGGAUUCUUCGAUGCUGAGCAUGGUUUCGAUGUGCAUAAGAUACACGAGCAGUUGAUGGGCGGCGACCGCGUGGAUCACUCUGACGAAACUCACCAAAAGAUUGUCACCUGUGCCGACAACAAUGCACAGGGCAGCGAUGCCUGCACUUGGGCUUAUCGCGGUGGCAUGUGCUUCUUACGCUCCAACCUCCAGUUGGUGCAAGGUAGCGUUAAGGCUUAAAGUCUAAAGCACAACACUGAAAACUGAACACUGAAAAAUAAAUUGAUUACUGUCAAUUUUCUAGUU